Formica exsecta is the source of this 4535-nucleotide messenger RNA. RefSeq names its product protein argonaute-2-like. The record is from RefSeq and is a predicted model, not a curated record. The transcript is spliced from 15 exons. Gene Ontology annotation, molecular function: RNA binding; protein binding. Bases 286 to 4128 code for a protein of 1280 amino acids. Lineage: Eukaryota; Metazoa; Arthropoda; Insecta; Hymenoptera; Formicidae.
UUGGUAGUUCGCACACGCGAAAAUUGUUUGAAAUGUAUGAAAUAGUUUCAAAAUUAGGAGAAUUUCGUUCGUGCUGUGUAACUGUGUAUGUGAGCAUUCCAGAGUGUUCUAGAGUCUAGAGCGAGCUCUUGUGCGAGACAGUUAGAGACAAGAUUGUCAGAGACGGUAGACGGUAAUAAAACUUUGUGACUACGCUGUAAUUGCAAAGUCGUUGAUAGUAUCACUGGCAAUCAAUUUGAGGAAGGCAAUUUUUCAGAAAUAUUGACGGAUAUAAACUAAGACAAAAUGAGUAAAAGAGGUUUACCUUCAAAGCAACUACCACCAGAUUCAUCUUUGCAGCGGCAAGAAUCACUAGAUUUAUUUCCACAGCAGCAACAAUCAGAUUCAUCUCCACAACAGCAACCACUAAGAGAUUUACGUCUACAGCAGCAACAACUAAGAGAUUUACAUCUACAGCAGCAACCACCAACAGAUUUAUUUCUACAACAGCAACCAUCAGAUUUACCUUCAUCACAGUUUUGGCAAAAUGAUGCAAGGGGCCGACACUUGCGGCAAGAUGAAGCACGGGGCCUACAAUCGCGGCAAUCACUACAACAAAAUAUAAUACCAGGCUCAUAUAUUGUUAAUCAACAACAAGGCUUUCAUUAUCAAUUUCAACCACAUCAAACAUCAAAUUUUCAAGAGCAACUACAACCAGAUUCAUAUUCACAGCAGCAACCACUAAGAGAUUUACGUCUACAGCAGCAACCACCAACAGAUUCAUCUCUACAGCAGCAACCAUCAGAUUUAUCUUUCUUGCAAGAUGAAGCACGGGGCCUACCAUUAUGGCAAUUACAACAACAAAAUAUGAUACCAGGCUCAUACAUUGGUGAUCAACAACAAGAUUUUCAUUAUCAAUUGCAACCACAGCAAACAUCAAAUUUUCAAGAGCAACAAAAUUUAUAUAUGUCAUAUCCAUAUGCAAGAGGAUAUUAUCAAUAUCCUUCACAGAAUGUAGAACGGAACCAAGAAUGGCAGCCACACUACUCGCAUGGAGUAUUAAAUUUAGAUCAACAAUCGGUACAAGAAGCAAACUACCUAUGGAGAUCACCAAGGCCAAGAUUACAGCAAAGCACAUACAAUCAAUCACGACAUCAAAUAUCACAUAGCCUACCUCAACAACAGCAAGUACCACAAUACUCACUUCAACAACAUCAAGUAAUACAGGCUCAACAAUUACGACCACAAAUAUCACAGGAUCUAUUGCAUCAAGUACCAGCAAAUCCAUUCCUACAGCAAAGUACAUUGAGGCAACAAGUACCUCCAGUUUUAUUACAACAGCAACAGCAAUAUAGUUUCUCUCAACAGCAUGAAAUCAGAGAUCAACAACAAAGAAUGAGGGGCCAACAACAGCAAGGAAUUCAGACUCAAUCACACCAAUAUUUUGAAGCAGAAAUUGAUAAUGCCAACUAUGAUGAACAAACACAAGUUGUAGAACAAGAUAAUGAUAGAGCUAAAUCCAAUAUGGAACAACAGCAGCAGGCAACAAAAAAUAUUAUAUCUGCGCUAUCUCAACUUACAUUAAAGCAAACUUCUCAAGAAACAAAAAUUACACAAAAAAUAUCUUCCAUAAUGAAACAAUAUCAAGCCUGUAUACCGAAAAGGCAAGGUGUUAAAAAAGCUGAAGGAACACAUAUAAGUGUUUUGACAAAUAUGUUUAAAAUUAAGUUUAAUGGAAAUUUUACUAAUGCUGUUCAUUAUGAUGUAGAUAUUACAUCUACUGUUUCAAGCAAGUUUCCUAAAGCUUUAUAUAGAAAAGUUUUUGAAAAAUGUAGAAGUGAACAUUUUACUAACAGAUAUCCGGCAUUUGAUGGAAGAAAAAAUGCAUACAGUGCAAAAGAUCUUCCUUUUGGCAGUCAUUUGGAAACUGAUAUUAAAAUCCAGGAUUAUAAAAAACAAUGUAAUAAACAAUGUGAUAAACAAUGUGAUAAACAUGUGAAGAUAUUUAAAAUUAUCUUACAUAAAGUAGCUAAUAUCGACCUUAGCUGGAUGAAAAAUUUACAACCUGGUCUUGAUGAGGUUGACAGAGAUCAAACUGGUAUACAAGUUCUAGAUAUCAUCAUGCGUCAUGGACCCGAAUCACAAUAUGUAAAUAUUGGAAGAUCAUUGUUCUGGGAUCUUGGUAUAAAAGAAACACUAACUAAUUUAACUGGUGGUUUAAGUUCAGCACGCGGCGGAUUUUUAUCCGCCGUACUUGGCUGGCAAAUGUAUUUAAAUGUAGAUGUUGUUCAUAAAGGAUUCAUCACGCCUCAGAAGGUUGCCGACUUAAUAAAUGAACUUGAUUCAGAAAUGAAAAGGAAUACUGAGAAUAAAGAAAAUAAUAAUAAAGCUAUUGCUAAAUUUUUGAAGGGUUUAAAAGUGAUUUACGAAGUGCCCCAACAAUCUGAUAGUCGAUCUCGUUUGAAGCCCCGGACAUAUCACUUAAAUGGAUUAGGUCCAAAUGCUAAUGAACAUAAAUUUCCUUAUAAGGGAUCUGAUAUCACAAUAAGAAAAUAUUUUGAGAAUCGUUAUAAGUACAUCUUGCGUGAUCCCAAUUUACCUUGUCUUUCGGUAGGCGCACAAGGAAACGAAAUUUAUUUGCCUGCCGAAUUAUGUACUGUUAUGGCUGGUCAGUCUGUCAAAAAGUUGAACAAGAUACAAACUUCUAAAAUGAUUACAGUAGCAGCAGAGAGUGCACUUAAACGUCGCCAAAGGAUAAAAGAAGCGUUUAAUAAAAUCAAUGUAAAUAUUGAUCCUACUAUGAGGCAAGAGUUUCGAUUGUCUGUCAACACAGAAAUGGAAAAAGUGGAUGCUAGAAUCUUAAAAGCUCCGAUAUUAAAAUAUGCUGAUGCAGAAGUGCCUGUAAAUAACGGAAAAUGGUAUAUGAAAAAAUUUAUGCAACCUAUGAAAUUAAAAAAUGACGAAUGGACUAUUAUCAAUUUGGAUAAAUCUCACAAAUUUGUCGCACAUCAUAAUAUGUGUGUAUUUAUGGAAAAUUUAAUAAGGAUUGCGAAAUUUGUUGGUAUGGAGAUAGAAAGGCCCAAUACUAAAAAUUUCAAAAGUUUAGACCCGGAAAAAACAGAAGAAAUCAGAAACUAUUUUGAGAAUAAUAAGGCAUUAAAACUGAUAAUAGUAGUCAUAUCAAAUUCCCCAGACACAAUAUACAACAAGAUUAAACAGAUUACCGAGUUGGAACUAGGUGUCUUGACACAAUGUAUAAAAUAUCAGAAUAUCUGUGAAGAUAACAAGAGCACAACAACAAUAAGAAAUAUUCUAUUAAAAAUAAACACGAAAUUAAACGGCAUUAACCAUAUACUCUAUACGAGACCAAAAUGUUUUAAUAACGUUUGUAUGCUUGUGGGUGCUGAUGUAACUCAUCCAUCUCAUGAUGAGAAUACACCUUCUAUUGCAGCAGUUACUGCAAGUUGUGAUAUGUUCGGUUCCCAGUAUAAUGUUGUGCAUAAACUUCUACAACCCAGGGAAGAAAUAAUCUUAGAUCUUGAAGAAAUAAUAAAAUUUCAACUGGUAAUUUAUCGAGAAAAAACAUUGUGUCUACCAGAGAGAAUCAUCUAUUAUCGAGAUGGAGUUAGCGAAGGACAAUUCCCACAAGUCAUAUAUUACGAAAUACAAGCUAUUAAACGUGCGUGUAAGGCACAUAAGGCUGAUAUUCAAAUUACCUGUUUAGUUGUCCAGAAGAGACAUCACGUGCGUUUUUUCCCCAUAGACGAUCAGAUGUUAAAGAGCAACAGAAAGCCACAAAAUGUAGAAGCGGGCACGAUUGUCGACACUGACAUUACUCACCCAGAUCACAUCGAUUUUUAUCUCGUCUCACACGAGAGCAUUAAAGGUACUGCAAGGCCUACCAAAUACAGAUGUAUAUGGAAAGAAUCUAAUUACACUGAAGAUGACAUAGAAGAAUUGACAUAUUAUCUAUGUCAUAUGUACGCACGGUGUACAAAAACAGUUAGUUAUCCAGCGCCGACUUACUACGCCCAUUUGGCAGCAUAUCGUGCAAAAGUUUUAAUACAAGGACGUAAUUUAGUUAAUUUAGAGAUGAUACAGCAAGAAUUUAAUAAAAAAAUGAUAAAUUCACCAAUGUAUUUCGUAUAAAGAAUUUUAUAUAAGAUUGUUUUGUAUUUAAAGCUUGACAUAUCUAGUCAGUCCUACUUUUUUUCAACAUUAACUAUCUUGUCUAUGUAUUUCCAGCUUUUCUAUUUAAGAAUCCAAUACAACAAAAGAAGAAGAGGAAAUUGUGAUAUUAUGUAUAUAUAAUUUUAUUUUUCAUAAAAAAAUAAAAUUUAUAAGAAGUUAUAAGUAUAUAUAUUCUAUACUCUUUUUUUCUUUUUUUGUUGUUGUAUGUGGUUUUAUAUUUUUAGGAUAAUAUGCAGUAUUUUUAUGUAUAUUAUUAUGACAAUGUUUAGUUCACAUAUUUGUAUGCAUUGAUUGUAAACUUAUCAUGACAAAAUAUGAUUUUAACAUAUGCAAUUGCACGUGUAAAUAAAUAGAUCAAUUAAUAA